Molecule: messenger RNA, 226 nt
Organism: Funneliformis caledonium
Lineage: Eukaryota; Fungi; Glomeromycota; Glomeromycetes; Glomerales; Glomeraceae
Source: the annotation of a GenBank genome assembly
UUUCUCAUAUGAUUCUUCUUCUAACCUAUCAAUAUUUGAAUUAUAUGACUCCUUAUCCAAUUCUUCUGAUUUACUCUUUGAGAUAUAUAAAAAAACUCAAAUAGAAAAUAAAAUAAUAGAUGCUAUAGUUCAUGCAAAAGAAGAUGAUGAGAAUGUUGAUUAUCAAGAAGAAAAUAAUGAUAAUAAGCAUAAGAAAGAAGAAAAGAAUAAAAUAAAAUUACAUUAA